AUGCCUUUUGCCUUUGGCGCUGCUGAUUUUCUCCAAGUAUUGAAGCUGUGCCAAUAUGUCUAUGGCGCCCUCAAAAGCGGCCCAGAGAAAUACAAAGAGAUUCAGAGCGAGCUCAAAUCGUUGUCAUACGCAAUAAGUCUAUUGCAAGAUGAUGCGAAAGACCCCCGCUCAAUACUGAACAGAAAGGGUGAAUCGCGGAAGCAAGAUUUAUCAGACAUCAUGGAUAAUUGCGCGCGAGCAUUGCAAGAUUUAGAGAGUUUGGUUGAGAAGCAUAGUAAACUCCAAAAUGCGGAGGCAGGAAGACUUGUCAGAAUGUGGGAUGCCUAUCAAGUAGGAUCGACGGAUCUCGACUCGAUAAGGGGCAGACUCACCUUCCACGUAUCAACCAUCAACACCUUUCUGACGAGUUUGGAGGGAUCCACGCUUUCGCGAAUGGAGAGGAAGCUUGACAAGAUCUAUGCGAAGAUAACGCAAGACGCGACUGCGAAUUCCUCACGCAGAGUCUCUGCUCUGUCGAAUGAAUCUUCCGAAUUGAUAUCACUACUGUCUUCGCGUGCUGAGACACAAGAAGACAAUAUCUGGGAAAGACUGAGGGAGGAGCUUUCUGCGGAGGAUAUCUCGCAGGCUCAUAUUCUUGCGCAUCGUGAGGAGAUAAUGACGUAUAUGAGGUCCCUUGUGCAAAGGAGUACUCUUUCAACCCGUGAGCCUAUGGAUGAUGUGAUGGUGUCUGACUCUUUGCGAGCGCUGAGCUUGGAGAAGCGUGACUCGCUACCCAAGAAGCUUCUUCCAAAAUUGCCUGGCCAGUCACCUGGCCGAGAUAGGCGAACAUCAGAAGAGGAUCCUUUUUCAGAUGCCGAGAGCUUAGAUCCGAGCAGACGACCAUCUACCAGCUUAGACAUCUCAAGCUUGAGAACAGACAGGCAAUCAACAGGCUUGCUUUAUUCUCAAAACAUUGUCGGAGGACCCACCGAAAGCUUGAGGAACUCGUUACAGAGCGCACCCGUCCCUUCAGGGCCUGAACUCAUUCCUCGAGAAAUUGGCAAAUGGUCAGAUGGUCAAGCCCAUAUCGUUGUCUUCCUCACGGCUCAGAAGUAUGGAAUCUACAAUGAGAGACCAGGCUGCUGCCUCUUGCUCGACGUCCACUUCAAAGCGCCGGCUCCUUCUGCAGAUCGCCUUGAACCACGCGAGUUCAGAACAGCGGACGUACACUGCACGGUGCACCCAUCCGGGGCCGGUACGGGAUCCGAAUUCAUCAAAGUCAUACCACGAAGUGGAAUCCGGGUACCAGGAUCGGACAAACACGAUCAUGUGCGCCCACGCGGAAUCUUCAGCACCAUCGCCUCUCGCAAACCGAAGUCCUCCUGGUUGCAAAACUGGACCAUGAGUGGGUGGGUCGGCCACGAAUGCCGGCGGGCGAACUGGAGUAUCCAUAGCAAUGGGGAAUCCGCCCAAGGUAUCCCCAAGCACGCGCUUCUUGGCAUGAUUGUUCAGCAUGUCAACCAGCCUUUUCAUGUGGAGAUUGAAGUCGUGGCAUCGACCUUGGGCGCUGAUGGGAUGCUGGGAGAUAUUGUUGGGCCGGAACCUACGCUCAUUCCUAUUGACCCUGUGAAGAGUCAAGAAUUGUUGAACGACAAGUCGCUUUAUGCUCUCAAGGAACGGACUCCGAUGAUAAUCUGGAACCAUCUUUCGUGCAGAGGGCGGAUUGACGAUUUAAAUGAGAUACACGGGCACUUGCACUGUCGAAACCAA
Messenger RNA from Bacidia gigantensis, 1749 nucleotides. RefSeq lists its product as uncharacterized. The annotation marks the transcript as partial. NCBI's taxonomy places the organism in Eukaryota, Fungi, Ascomycota, Lecanoromycetes, Lecanorales, Ramalinaceae. The record is from RefSeq and is a predicted model, not a curated record. The transcript has a single exon.